Molecule: messenger RNA, 4594 nt
Organism: Lethenteron reissneri (Far Eastern brook lamprey)
Lineage: Eukaryota; Metazoa; Chordata; Hyperoartia; Petromyzontiformes; Petromyzontidae
Product: NXPE family member 3-like
Source: RefSeq, a predicted model, not a curated record
UCAGACGUAUUCACCGUGCAGACAACACGAGUUCAUGUUCGACCGUCAUCAAAAUGUAUUAUUCAUGCUGCUGCUCUUAUUAGCAUCGCCUCGUUGUCCCGUGUUGCGAGUCUCGUCGUGACAACUGUGGGAAGAAACACACAAAUUGUUUAUUUAAGUACAAUUUGUAUUAUUAUUUUACUUGAGAAUUUAGCACAAAAUACUUCGUGAGAUUUAGGUUUAUCUUGCGGUCUUUUAAAAUCGCUGUUUUUUGCCGCUUGGGAGUUUUUUAGACGACAAAGAAGAAUAUGAAACUAAAAUCCCCCGUGCUGUGGGUGUGGAUGGUACUCAUCGGAAUCGUGAUCAGCAUGUGCGUUGUCAUGCGCAAUUGGGAAUAUAGCCCCGUAUUCCAGCAACCGCCGUACUUAAGACACAUCGACGUAAAAAAUGCGACGACGAGCAUCCCAAGCACAGCCAAUCCGGUCGAUACAGAAAUUCAAUCUCUCCAGGAGGUGCUAGCGUGGCCUUCGCCGCAGACGAAUUACACCUUUGCCACGUCCACGAGUGCAACGAACAGCUUCUUCGAGAUCUUAAACAAGGGAGAGCUCCACGUGGGUGACACCCUCCGAAUCGCCAUCCACGCCAUGAACCACAAUAACGACAGCAAGACGUAUGGCGGCGACUACUUUCGAUUCAAAAUCUACUCCAGCAAGCUGAAAGCGGGCGCCUUCGGCUCUGUCCGCGACCUCGAGAACGGGCAGUACGCGGGCAACGUCACCCUGUUCUGGGCCGGCGAUGUCCAGAUCGACGUCAAGCUCAUCCACUCGAGCGAGACGGUGGAGCUGUUGAGGAGGCUACGCGACUCCGCGCCGGACAAGGUGUAUUUCUACGGCUACUUCGAGCAGAGCGGAGCGGCGAGCGAGAGGACCGUGUGCAACAUGUUCAAGCCAGUGGACGGCAACUCGAAGACCUGCGAGUAUCCCGAUCGGGCGACGGGGGAGGUGUGGUUCUGCGUGAAGCCCAAAAUCCUGCCGUGCGAAAGCCUUCGCUAUCACUCCAUGGGAAGUCUCAAAACGGUGACGACAAAAAAAGAGUCACCAUUCCUCAGCGCAAAAGUUACCAACGUGAAUAUUAGGGGAAUUCCAAGUAAAACCAAUGUGCUUCCAUUGGGGAAUUCAACAUUCAAUCCAGGAUCCGGAUUGGGAUUAUGCAAACCGGGACAUCCAGUUGCUACACCCAGUGGCUACUACAUCAAUGACAAGUGGGUCUCACUGGCCUGCAAAGCACGGGACUUUAGUUUGCCCGCAAACAUGACCGAGUGCCUAAGGGGAAAGACCUUCUACAUGUAUGGCGAUUCCACCAUGAGGCAGUGGUGGGAAUAUUUCACCAGCGCAAUUCCAGGCAUGCAGAUCAUCGACGUGCAUUCGCCAAAACAAAUGGGUCCUCUCCUGGCCACGGGGAUGGGCGGCAAGACAUUCCUGUCCUAUCGCAGUCACGGAUUCCCGCUGCGGUCCCAGAAAGGAUCCUUCGCCGCCAUGCACUACAUCGCCAACGAGCUCGAUGGCAUUCCUGGUGGCAAGGACACGGUCGUGGCUUUCACACUGUGGGCUCACUUCACAUCGUACCCCGUGAUCUUCUACGUGAAACGCAUCCGCAACAUCCGUGCUUCCAUCGUUCGCCUGCUGGCUCGUUCGCCCGAGACCCUGGUCAUCAUUAAGACGGCCAACACCAGCUACAAGUCGGUCAUCGGAAGCGACUGGCUGGCCAAGCAGCUCGACCAAGUCAUGCGGCGAAUGAUGGCGGGUUUGCAAGUCGUCAUUGUGGACGUCUGGGACAUGACCGCGGCCCACCGUUUCCCAGAUAGGAUUCACCCACCCGCCCUGAUCAUCAAGAAUGAAAUUAACCUCGUCCUGUCGUACUUGUGUCCCAAGUGAGGUCAAGAAAGCUCACCGCUUGUGGGGGGGGGGGGGGGGGGGGGGUUCUCUUUGUGGAUCUUCACAUCCGCGGCUCCUCCUCAACGAGGCGUAAACACUCCACUCCACCGAUUAGCACGGUUGGCCACGUACGAUGCGAAAGAAGUUCAACAUUUCUAUACAAAAUGAAGAUAGGUGGAACCCAUGGAGGAGAGAAGCUUUUUAGCUGUAUGACUUCCCAAAUCGACUAAAUAUUCGUCGGACUUUAUCGGUUGUCGCAGACUAUGGGGAAUUCGAAAAAACGACGUCGAUUUCGACCAGACGACAAUAUUACAAAAAUGCGUAACCGGUCGGGCUGCCGCGAGAAUGCAUCCAUCGCCAAUCCGCAAACUCACGAUUUGCAUAUGGUUUUGCAGUCGUGCUGUUCAUAUGUACGUUGAUCUUCUUCCGCACUGCACGUAGCCAAGCUGUACUAAACAAAGAAGCGUGCUGUGCGGGCUCUCCAUUGCGUUUUCGGGUUGUGCUACCCGCGUGUCGUCACGGCGUGAAGCUCCCAACACGUGGAGUGAAUCACCGUGCACAAUGACACACGCAGGACAACUAGAAACACACAUCGGAGAGCUCGAAUGCUUUAUUUGGUUGGCUGGUUACUUGGAAGCUUUAAAAUAAUGUUUAUUUUUUAACUCAGGGUUUUUCUUUUCUAAAGCAUUGCUCUUGUUUGUCAAAUCCAUAGGUUUACUAUUGUUAUUAUUUAACAGACUGUGUACAGAAUCUGGAAACACUGCUUUCCCAUAUUCUGGAAUGUGUUUCACAAAUGUCAAUAUUCUCUUCAUGAGAGCAUCUGCAAUGCUGUCGCGUCGGGUUUUAUUCCAAGAUGCUUGAGCUAUACUCAAGAGCCCAUGGAGAUUUGCUCCAAUAACUAAAAAUAUGAGCACACAGCCCUUGAGCGUGGGUAUGUCCACAGUUUAAUAAUGUCUUUUACACUGGAUUGAUGAAACAUAAUAAUUCUGACAUUUAUAAUGCUCAUAAUAUUUAACAGAUGUCAAUUACUGUGAAUCCGAGGCAUGGAACCAAAGAUUAAUGUCACUUCGAAGCCACGUAAUAGAGUUACUGUAGGCCUUUAAGUGUCUUUGAAAAGUUGGUGCAGAUUAAAUGGUGCGAAUUUAAUCGACCUCUGUGGUGGAGACUCGUGGCGGACGCUACUGGGCAGCUGGAGGACAGAAGAGCGAUGCUCGUAACAACGAUUGGAGAGCCGGGCGGGUAAAACGCAGCAAUUUGGACACAGCGGGGAGCAAAGUCAACUUACAACACCUGAGUUUGCCCCGUUGCCAGUGAGCCUUCCACACCUUUAUUUAUGGCCUCAAAUGGCACGUAUAAUUGCGCACUUUCUUGGAAACCCAUGACAUUGUGUUUUAUUCUUGUUAAUUGGUAACAAGAGUGGCAGGCGGUAUUGGAAACUUUUUCUGGGACUCGCCUAGGUCGACUCGGCCGUAAAUGGGCUUCUGAAGGGGUGUGUGUCAUCAUAGCGUAACCAGGGCCGUCGCGUCGAGCCAGCUGGGCCCCACCAUCAACAACAACAACAACAACCGCCAUUCGCCACUAAGUGGCGGUGACGUCACCACGACGCUUGUGCUAGGCCACGUGCACCUUGAGGCCACGUGAAGUGUCGAACGCCCGCUGGCAGGAGGUCACGGGGCAGACCCAGGUGCCACGGGUCGACUGAUGUGUGACGCACGAAGUUCACUACCAAAUGCAACAACUUAUGCAACACCAGCACUCAGCCUUCCCUUACCUGCUGGAACUCUGCCUUGCACACUCCUAAGACGAUACGGGGAAACGCCGCGUUCCAACUGAUGGAGGCUUCAUUCACGCACCAUCUGCAUUCACGAUCAUACAAACGUGUACCUAAGUCCUCGCACGCACCAAUUCGCAGUCCUCCAAGAGCCCCACGCAGAAUUCUAACUAAUACAGUUUUUUUUAUUUACCCGGCAAAGCUCAUUGGGGUGUGAUAAUAGGUUUUCCCCUCUUUUCUGGCAACAAAACAGGUGUUAAUAUGUUAAAACAACAAAAUGAAACCCUUUACAAGGAAUCAUGUCUGCAUUAACCGCAAUAUUUGUGGCCAGAAUGCAAAAAAAAAAAUACUCUGAUAGUAUAUGCAUUGUCCUUGAAACUGAUUGGUCCACACCAGAGACAGCAUUAUUUCAUUCCAGAGUGAACGUUUGCAGACUGCCAAGAUAUAUUGUAACGUCAGGCAGCUGUCCAAGGCCCCCCACACUACAGCAAACAAAAAAUAAUGCUAUUUCACCUAUAACGAGGCAAUCAACACACCCGUGACAAUAUGCACGGCAAAGCAAAUGUUGUUGAGUACAAAGGUCAUCAUAGCAACUUAUUUAUGAAACCCUGUGCUGGCUUUGAUGAACAUUGUAUAUGGGCCUUGAUCAAAUCCGAUAUGGGUCGUCGUCUAUACUAAAUGGCGACACAAAAGUAUGUCUACACUUUCAAAACGUUUUUAUUUUUUACAAAUUGUAGUUGUACUAAAAAUGUUUUUAAAAUGGUUUUAACCUUCAUAUCUGUACACCACUUGAUUAUAUUUAUCACCGCCUUAAACAUGCUCUUCAUCUGUGCUUGUACGUGUACAAGGGAUUGUAUUUAUAGGGAUUUGGUGAAUGGGAUUUGGAGCUUACAUAAAGGUGUGGAUUGAA